AUGACUCUUAUACUUUUGUGGCUAGUGGUGCUUCGUUUUUGCAUCGUCAGCUUAACCUUGGAACCUCAGUGCACUCUGCAGAAUCAUUUUGAGCCAGGAUUCAUGGCUGAUGGAGACUUUGUCAUUGGAGGCAUUUUCCCCUUGCAUUACAAUCAGGAAAUGCCAGAUCUGAAUUGCACAUUUAAACCGGGACCAGUGAUGUGUAAUGGGUUUGAUCCCAGAGCUUUCCGCUGGGCUCUGACUAUGAAGCUUGCUGUGGAGGAAAUUAAUAACAGUAGUGAACUUCUACCUAACCACACUCUAGGUUAUAAAAUAUUUGAUUCCUGUGCAUAUCCUUUAACUGGUCAGAGAGCAGCUCUGGCUGUUAUGAAUGGACCGAAGGAAGCAGACAGAAAUGUGUGCUCAAAUGCUAGCCCAAUGCUUGCCAUCAUUGGUGAAUCUGGGUCAGCUCAAUCUAUUGUAUUGUCUAGAAUUUUGCGACCUUUCAGAAUACCAAUGAUCAGUUACUUCUCAUCAUGUGCUUGCCUCAGUGACAGAAAAGAAUUCCCCACCUUCUUUAGGGUCAUCCCCAGUGAUGCGUACCAGGUGAAAGCCAUUGCCAAGCUACUGAUACAUUUCAACUGGACAUGGGUAGGUGUCAUUAGAGGUGACCAUGCAUAUGGACGAUCUGCCCUGCAGGGACUACUUAAAGAGCUGGAGGUUACAAGUGUAUGUGUGGCCUAUCAGGAGAUGAUUCCCCUGUAUUAUGAGAGUAAGAGAGCAAUAGAGAUCAUGCGUGUGAUGAACAGCUCUAGUGCUCGAGUAGUAGUCGUGUUUUCAGCUGAGGGGGAGCUCACACCCUUUCUAAAAGACUAUAUGAAACUAAAUAUUACUGGUAUUCAGUGGAUUGCGAGUGAGGCCUGGGUAACAUCUUCAGUGUUCACAGGAAGUGAGUACUACCCCUUCUUGGGUGGCACAGUUGGGUUUGGCAUACGGCAGGGCUAUAUUCCAAAGCUGCAAGGCUAUCUAACGAUGGUUAACCCACAUCUGUACCCAUCCAACACCCUGGUGCAUGAACUGUGGGGUGUUCUCUAUGGCUGCUCUCCCUUUUCCUCAUCUCCCCUUAAUACUCAGCUGCCUCUGUGUACUGGCCAAGAGACACUAAACAAGCAACACUCAGCUUACAUGAACACAUCCACUACGCGCAUUUCUUAUAAUGUAUACAAAGGCAUAUAUGCGAUUGCUUACUCCCUCCACAAUUUAAUUUCCUGCAAACCUGAAAAUGGCCCAUUUAAUAAGUUCAUGUGUGUGGACAGCACUAAAAUCUAUCCAUGGCAGUUCCAACAGUACCUACAAGAAGUUGCAUUUACUAUCUCAGGUGAAAAGGUCAACUUCGAUAUGAAUGGUGACUCAAUCCCAUCCUACGACCUGAUCAACUGGCAGAAGGGCACAGCUGGCAAUGUUGAGCUUGUCAAAGUGGGCAUGUAUGAUGGGGCUCAAGAGGCUGGAAGUGAACUGGUCAUUUAUGACACGGCUAUCACAUGGGCCAGAGAUAAGAGUGAGGUGCCAGUCUCUGUUUGCAGUGCCAGCUGCCCUCCAGGAUUUAGGAAGGCUGUCCGUCAAGGGGAGCCUUUGUGCUGUUUUGACUGUGUAUCAUGUGACAGUGGCACAAUUAGUAAUCAGACAGAUUCAGUAGACUGCAUGGCCUGUCCUGAAGAUUACUGGUCCAAUGCAAAUGGAACAGAAUGCAUUCCUAAGGUCAUUGAGUUUCUUUCGCAUGAUGCAAUGGGAUUGACAUUGACAUUUAUUGCUGUUGUAGGUGCCUGUGUCACUUUAGCUGUGUUUGCAGUUUUUCUCUAUCACAGAAACACUCCUAUUGUGCGAAUGAAUAAUUCAGAGCUGAGCUUUUUUAUCCUGUUCUCCUUGUCCCUGUGUUUCCUGUGUGCAUUGAUCUUUAUUGGGGAGCCCACUUCAUGGUCAUGCAUGCUACGCCACACUGCUUUUAGCAUCACCUUCUCACUCUGCAUCUCCUGCAUUCUGGGUAAAACCUUAGUGGUUCUUGCUGCUUUCACGGCCACCCAGCCUGGAAACAAUUUGAUGAAAUGGCUGGGGCCUACACAGCAGAGGAUCAUCAUAUUUAUCUGCACCCUGGUCCAGAUGCUCAUCUGUGCUGCAUGGCUCAUAUUCUCCCCUCCACUGCCUUAUAGAAACACACGGUAUCAGCGCUCUAAGAUUAUUUUAGACUGCAGAGUGGGGUCUGAGCUGGCAUUUUGGUGUGUGCUCGGCUACAUUGGCAUUUUGGCCUGUCUGUGUUUCAUUUUGGCCUUUCUGGCUCGUAAAUUGCCUGGAAAUUUUAACGAGGCUAAGUUUAUUACAUUUAGCAUGUUAAUAUUUUGUGCAGUGUGGCUGGCAUUUAUACCUGCCUAUGUAAGUUCACCUGGUAAAUUUACUACUGCAGUUGAAAUAUUUGCUAUUUUAGCUUCAAGUUUUGGGCUUCUUUUGUGCAUAUUUGCUCCAAAGUGUUAUAUUAUUUUGCUCAAACCUGAAAAGAAUACCAAACAGCAUCUAAUGGGAAAAUUAUAA
Clarias gariepinus (North African catfish) is the source of this 2562-nucleotide messenger RNA. Its product is annotated as extracellular calcium-sensing receptor-like. Gene Ontology annotation, cellular component: membrane. Gene Ontology annotation, biological process: G protein-coupled receptor signaling pathway. The transcript has 6 exons. The record is from RefSeq and is a predicted model, not a curated record. Gene Ontology annotation, molecular function: G protein-coupled receptor activity. NCBI's taxonomy places the organism in Eukaryota, Metazoa, Chordata, Actinopteri, Siluriformes, Clariidae. Bases 1 to 2562 code for a protein of 853 amino acids.